GUGUGAAAAUGAAGUUGAUUUCCUGCAUCUUCCUGGCCACCCUGCUGAAAGCUGCAUUCCCCCAAGAGGACCCCAAUACUUACACGGAAUGCACCGACGGCUAUCAGUGGGACGCCGAAACUCAGCACUGCAAAGAUAUCAACGAAUGCGAGACCAUCCACCACGCCUGCAAAGGGGAGAUGAAAUGCAUCAACCAUUACGGAGGCUACCUGUGCCUUCCGCGGUCCGCCUCGGUCAUCAACGAUGUCAACGCUGAACGAGCCCCUCUUGACAGCCCCCCCAGGCCGAGACCUCGCCCACCGGUCCAGCCCUCCGGCCGACCUCACACUUGCUCCCAGGGCUACGAGCCUGACCACUAUGGAUCGUGCGUAGGUGAGUUGGCCGGGCCUGAAUUCCAGGGGUG
Messenger RNA from Notechis scutatus (mainland tiger snake), 403 nucleotides. The record is from RefSeq and is a predicted model, not a curated record. Lineage: Eukaryota; Metazoa; Chordata; Lepidosauria; Squamata; Elapidae.